Molecule: messenger RNA, 1487 nt
Organism: Anas platyrhynchos (mallard)
Lineage: Eukaryota; Metazoa; Chordata; Aves; Anseriformes; Anatidae
Product: glioma pathogenesis-related protein 1
Cellular component (GO): extracellular region
Source: RefSeq, a predicted model, not a curated record
UUCCACUUCCUGUUGCUCUGACUUUGAAGAGCUUGCACACCCAGAGGACUACAGAGAAACUGCUUAGCAGCAUUAUCUCCACCUAAGGGAUAUUUCUUUUAAAAACUUAAGAAAAAAUACCAAGAGCAUUGAAGAAUUAUGAAAAUCACAUCUUUUUUUUCUGCAGUGCUCUUACUGGAUCUCUUUGCCUGCUGUCGUGCGUAUGCACAAUAUCCUUUGCCUGACAUUGAAGAUGCAAAGUUCAUUAAAGACUGUGUGAGCGCUCACAACAACUUUCGAUCCAAAACGAAUCCACCAGCCAGCAAUAUGUUUCGCAUGUCCUGGGACCCUGCUUUAGCUAAGUCUGCCAAAGCAUGGGCAAAGAAGUGCAAGUUUCGGCACAACAGCUACCUUAAAAUACCACAGAAGAUGCACCCCACCUUUACUUUUGUAGGAGAAAACAUCUGGACUGGCACAGCCUCCAUCUUUUCUGUGCAUGCAGCUCUGAAUGACUGGUUUAAUGAAUUCAAAAGCUACGAUUUCAACACCCGUAGGUGUACUAGCAUAUGUGGUCACUAUACACAGGUUGUUUGGGCAACAAGUUACAAAGUUGGCUGUGCAGUUCACUUCUGCCACACAGUAGAAAAUUUUCAAGGACUCGACAGAGCAGCACAUUUUGUUUGUAACUAUGGGCCAGCGGGGAAUUACCCAACAAAACCUUAUGAAGAGGGACCACCAUGCAGUAGAUGCAGUAAUGACAAGUGUGUGGACAAGCUCUGUGUAAAUGCAGGACGUGAGAAGCUGAUAAGUUAUGACAACUGGUAUCCGGACUGGGACACGCAGCCCCGGCCACCACCGCGACCCCGUCCCUCCGGGCCUCCAGCCGACACCCCCCCAGCUGGGCAGCCGCGUUCCUCUUGCGACAGCUACUGUCUUAGUGUCUUGAUUUUAAGGCUGCUGUUUUUGGUACUGAGCGCUGCAGGUACUCUUUUAAUACAGCGAAGGUUUCCACACACGUUUAUAUAUGAGUAAUGAUCAUUUAAGAUACUGAUAGUGAUCACACCACUAUAUCUUUGUCAGAGAACUGCACACAUUUAAAAAAAAAAAAAACACUCCAUUAUUUCUCCAUUAUAUUUGUGAUAUUUACCCACCAUAAAAAGAUCUUCCUCUGCAUUCAGGGAAAGAAUUAAAUGGCAGUGCAUAGAGUUAUUGUAAUUUAUUAUCAUGGCUUCUAUUUCUGUAAGAGCUUCUUAACUCUGGCUCAGGUAUAGACUGCUGGAGGCACCAUGUAGACAACACACUGCUGUAUAUACCAACAAGCCUUCUGGAAACCUGGAGCAUCACAAAGACUUGUCUGAAGGGGCACUCUGGAUCCAAAAGAAGCAAUAACUCAUUUCCAUUAACUUUGAAUUAUCCCAACCAUAAUUUGUCGUAGAUAGUUUGAGACUUAACUGUAUGCAUUCCUUUUUAAGAGCAGAAAGAAUAAAGCUCGUCCUUUACUACACUUA